Messenger RNA from Postia placenta MAD-698-R-SB12, 588 nucleotides. RefSeq lists its product as hypothetical. The annotation marks the transcript as partial. Lineage: Eukaryota; Fungi; Basidiomycota; Agaricomycetes; Polyporales; Adustoporiaceae. The record is from RefSeq and is a predicted model, not a curated record. The transcript has 5 exons.
AUGGACCAGCUGCGCACGGACCAGUGCGCACAGCCUGCCCUUAUCUUCCCCUGUCACCUUAGGUUUGAGCCCCGCUCACCAUCGCUUCGGUCGGGUGGUGCGCACCCUCACUAUACCUUACGAUACUACGCGCACCUUCCCGUCCUCCCCCCAUCCAACGUGGCUGCCUGCCAAGGCCAAGUUCACGCAUUCGACUCUCAGGACCUCAUCAACGUCUACAUCCCAGACGGCCCUGAGACUGUCAUCUACCGUUGUGAGCAGCAGCCGUGCCCCAACCGGACACCCCGAUCGAUCGCGGAAGAUUACCCGCGCUACAAGGCAAUCAGGCAAGCACAACAUCCGCUCGGCCCUCGAAGCACCCUUGCAUCUCGAUCCGCCUCGAGGCACUCUCGCCCUGUCUCCCCUACCUCCCGCCUUCCCCAAACUGUUGCUGAGUCCAGCCAAGUACGAGGAGAUCUCCCUCCAGACCCUGCACCAGAGCCUAAGCCUGAGGAGGGUGCAGGUGAAGGAGUCUCGGAGUCCGAGUCCGAGGAUUCUGUUGGGUCCGCCUCACCGACAGCAUUUGCCCCCGCGUCAGCAGUCCCUGAC